UAGCGUGGACGGUUAGGAUCUAUCAGUUUCACCAUAUAAAUAUCUCCUAGUAGGGUAGGGCUGUAUUUGUUUGUUGACUUUAUUUCGCUUCCAUUUAGGGUUUUGCAGCAGCAGCGCAUAAACCCUUUAUACGGUACGCCUGCUUAUAGAUCGUAAUUGCAUAAUUGUAGACCUCAAUUACUGCGUUUGUUUAGUUACAUUGGUUCUCUCGGCUUCGGAUCUAAUGGCUCCGAGCAACGGCCCGUCUGCCGCUGAGAGAGAUCAGCUUAUUGGGAUGAUGGAGGGGGAGAUGGAGUAUAGGGUUGAAAUGUUUAACAAGCUUACUCACACAUGUUUCAACAAAUGCAUUGAGAACAAGUAUAAGGACUCAGAGUUAAACAUGGGUGAAAACAGUUGCAUUGACCGCUGCGUAGCAAAAUAUAGGCAGGUCAGCUACUGUUGGAAAGGAAUGGCGGAAAAGUCCGGUGAAAAAUCAACUUCAGAUUCAAAGUCGGUGACGUCGUCAUCAAGAACGAUGGUCACGAAUGCCAAAUUCGACUUAAAAAAAUUCGACAGUACCAAUAAUUUUGGUAUGUGGCAAUGCGAGUUGUUGGACAUCUUGUUCCAACAAGAGCUGGACGAAGCACUCGCAGACAACAAACCGGAGGAUGUUGAUGAUAAAGACUGGACGAGAAUCAACCGUCUGACGUGUGGUACAAUCCGGCUAUGUCUCUCAAAGGAGCAGAAGUAUCCAUUUAUGAGAGAGACGAUGGUGCACAAAUUAUGGAACGAAUUGGAGGACAAAUUCAUGAAAAAGAGCACAGAAAAUAAGCUCUACAUGAUGACGAAGUUAUAUCGCUUCCAGUAUUUGUCAGGUACCAUCAUGAACGAACACAUAACUAGAUUUGAUUAUCUAGUUACUGAUUUGCUGAAUCUGGAUGAGAAGAUAAAUGAUAUUGAUAAGGCGCUGCUAGCAUCACUUCCCGAUGAAUAUGAACAUAUAAUUGUUAGUAUGCUGACGGAGAAAGAAACAAUUUCCUUUAAAGAAGUUACUACUAACGAGAUCAGGAAAAAUGAUAAGUUAGAACAUAGGAGUUCGACUGGUGAAGCCCACUAUGCCUGGGGUCGUAACAAAAAAUACAAGUCGACGAGAAGAGGCAGAUCCCAGUCAAGAGGCAGAGUAGCAAAAGAUGAAUGUGUCUUUUGCUACGAGAAAGGACACUGAAAGAAAGACUGUCUCAAGCUACAAAAGAAAAAGGAAAAAACAGUAGCUGAAACAUGUGUUGCUGAUAAUAAUUAAUUAGAUUAUUCAUUUGCAUGUGCCUCAUCGGUGGCCUGCAGUGACGACUGGCUGCUGGACUCAGGAUGCUCAUUCCACAUGUGUUCCAAGAAGGAGUGAUUUGUCAAUUUUGAAAACGUUGACGGCGGAAUUGUCUAUCUAGCUGACAAUCAACUUUUCCAGAUAACUGGAGUUGGUUCGGUUUAUCUGAAGAACCACGAUGGAACAGUUAAAGUGCUGACAAAGGUUCCAUACAUACCGAAAUUUGCCAAAAACCUCAUUUCAAUGGGAGUCUUGGAAUCUAAAGGCCAUUCUAUCAACAUUCAGAAUGGGAUUCUUAAAGUGAUCUCAAGAGCACUUGUCGUCAUGAAAGGUAAAAGAAAAAAUAACUUGUAUCACUUUUAGGGCAACACAGUGGUUGGCGUAGCAGCAACAGAGAAUGAGAUGAUCAAGCUGGCAUGUAGGUGAAAAAUCCUUGCAGACUCUAGCAAAGCAAGGAUUAUUAAAGGGUACAAAGACUUGCAAACUUGAUUUUUGCGAACACUGUGUUAUGGGAAAGCAAACGCAGGUGAAGUUUGGAACAACAAUCCAUAACACUAAAGGCAUUAUGAAUUACAUUCACGCAGAGCCAAUCACAAAUUUGGAUCUCGUCCCCGCGGGAAAGAUCACUCCUAAAAGCAAGCUUGAUCUGGAGAUUUUUCCAUUGAUCUCUAAGAGGCCCCCUUGGCAGUUGUGUUUCGUUGUUGGACAGCCAUUGGGCUACUAUGGCUCUUGGGCUCUCUUUAAGCUGUCCCAUCUGAAAAAGAUUUAGGAAAGAGUCUGGUGCCUGCUCGUUGCAUACCUUGAUCGACUACUGUACGAAUAGCAUUUGCUGCCGCUGUUUGGGCGGCCGCGGGAAGAGGAAGAAUGGAAAUUUCGGCGAAAUAUCGUACUCAAUUAAUACUGAAGAAAAUUCCCAGGUAAUUGGAGAAGACACGAGGCUCACUUAAAACCCAAUUUCCUUAGACCUUUUAUAGUCCUUUUGACAGAAUUUCUCCGGCAAAAUUAAAGCAUAAUAAAUAACCGCAAAAUAACCAACACACCAGAGCAAAAUAAAGAACACCAAAUUUAACGAGGUUCGGCAAAAUUUUGCCUAUGUC
This is a messenger RNA of Andrographis paniculata, 2397 nucleotides long. RefSeq names its product phosphatidylinositol N-acetylglucosaminyltransferase subunit C. Gene Ontology annotation, cellular component: mitochondrial inner membrane; glycosylphosphatidylinositol-N-acetylglucosaminyltransferase (GPI-GnT) complex. The transcript is spliced from 6 exons. Gene Ontology annotation, biological process: GPI anchor biosynthetic process; protein insertion into mitochondrial inner membrane. Bases 224 to 1204 code for a protein of 326 amino acids. The record is from RefSeq and is a predicted model, not a curated record. Lineage: Eukaryota; Viridiplantae; Streptophyta; Magnoliopsida; Lamiales; Acanthaceae.